This is a messenger RNA of Mesorhabditis spiculigera, 1485 nucleotides long. Lineage: Eukaryota; Metazoa; Nematoda; Chromadorea; Rhabditida; Rhabditidae. The record is from the annotation of a GenBank genome assembly.
AUGGGCUUCGCCGAAAAGGAUGAGGACGACACAAAACCGGUGUACCAAAACCCGACCGAGGAGAAGGAAGAGGGUGGCACGGGCCUCAAGCAGAAUUUAACCCUAUUUAAUGGCGUAAUGAUCAUUGUUGGGUGCAUUAUUGGAUCUGGGAUUUUUGUCUCGCCGAAGGGUGUUCAUGAGCACGCCGGCUCCGUCGGGCUAUCAAUUGUAAUCUGGAUAGUAUGUGGAGUCUUCUCGGCAAUAGGCGCAUAUUGUUACGCCGAGCUGGGCACAUUUAUACGGGAAAGUGGCGGCGAUUAUGCCUAUGUUUACGCCGCUUUCGGCCCGAUGAUGGGCUUCUUGAGGAUGUGGAUCGAAUGUAUUAUUGUGAGACCUUGCACAAUCACCUGCGUGGCCAUUACAUUUGCCACCUACAUUCUAAAACCCAUAUUUCCGCAUUGCGAACCGCCAUUCCCCACUUUACAGCUACUGGCGGCCCUUUGCAUCCUAUUAUUGGCAUUUAUUAACUGUGCUUCCGUUAAAUGGACAAAACGAGUGCAGGAUGUUUUCACCCUGGCUAAACUUUUUGCAUUGGUUCUGAUCAUCUUCACCGGAUUUGUGUUGCUGCUGCUUGGAAAUCAAUACCGCGAUUCAUUCGAAAACGCCUUCGAGGGCUCACGUUAUGGUCUCGGCAGUCUGGCGUUGGCCUUCUAUUCCGGGCUAUGGGCUUAUAAUGGAUGGAAUUACCUCAAUUUUGUGACCGAGGAGCUGAUCGAUCCGACUAGGAACCUGCCACGCGCCAUCGCCAUCUCGUGCACUCUUUGUACGGUUAUUUACACCCUGACGAAUCUCGCAUUUUAUGCAGGAACCUCUGCGGACGACCUGCUCGAUUCCCCUGCCGUUGCCGUCCUAUUCGCCAACCGUUUCUUCUGGUAUUUCGCGCCCUUAAUGCCAAUCUUCGUCGCCCUAUCUUGCUUUGGAACUGUUAAUGGGGUUAUGCUAACGAGCAGCAGGCUCUUCUACGUUGCUGGGCGACGCGAGCAUAUGCCGACCUUCCUGAGCUUCAUCAAUCCCUAUUUACAGACCCCGAUCCCGGCCGUGUUAUUUACAGCAAUUCUAUCACUACUUUAUAUUCUUCUCUCCGACAACAUCUAUGUAUUGAUCAGCUACGUGCAAAUUGUGAACUGGCUCGCGAUCGGGGUGGCGACUGCUGGACUUUUGUGGCUACGAGUGAAGAAGCCGCCUCGUGACUACCCGCGGCCGCUACAGGUCCACAUCGCGUGGCCGAUUAUAUUCCUGAUUGGCUGCAUAUUCUUGGUGAUCUUCCCAAUCUAUCAAACCCCAAUGGAUACAGCAAUUGGUCUCUUAAUUAUGCUAACUGGGGUACCUGCCUAUUACCUCGGCGUGGUGUGCAAGGGAAAAUUCAAAGCGCUGGACAAUUUCAUGGAUUACUGCACGGAGACGUGCCAAAAGACGUUCCUCGUCAUCCCCACCGAGAAGAACGAC